AUGCACGGUGGAAGUGCCGGUGUGUACAUUGUGGGUACCAAAUUGGUGGUGAAUUUGUGCACGGAGCGUAUCAAUUUGCGCAACUAUUGGGGAGGACGCUGGAAAUCGCGAUGGGAAGUGGAUCUGACAGCCAAUCCGGCCAAGAUUAAGGGCAACAUACAGCUGCAUGUUCACUACUUUGAGAACGGCAACUUGCAACUGCAAAAUUCCAAGGAUAUCGACGAGGAGAUCACGGUGCAACGUCCUGGCGGUCUGGGUGACGCCAUUCUGCGCGUUAUGAAGGAGGCAGAGGACGAUCUGCAGAGCAACCUCGAAGACAUGUACAUCAACAUGUCCGAGGAAACCUUCAAGGAGAUGCGUCGCGUAUGCCAGAUGGAGUGGAGUUUGCAUGCCCACCGCACGGCCAAGGACCUUGGACGCAAAUAA
Molecule: messenger RNA, 426 nt
Organism: Phytophthora infestans T30-4
Lineage: Eukaryota; Oomycota; Peronosporomycetes; Peronosporales; Peronosporaceae
Exons: 3
Coding region: 1-426 (141 amino acids)
Biological process (GO): actin cytoskeleton organization; barbed-end actin filament capping
Cellular component (GO): F-actin capping protein complex; actin cortical patch
Molecular function (GO): actin filament binding
Source: RefSeq, a predicted model, not a curated record